UGCGAUGGACCCAAAAGCUUAAACCCCACACAACGGCGCAUGCCGCUCGGCAAACCUCCUUCGUCGUCGUCCUCGUUGGAACAAGAGAGAAGUUACCUCCAAUCCCGCGGCGGUGGCGAACCCCGUAAAAUAUUCUCCUACUUUCCCUUGCCUCCCCUCCCUCCCCGCCGCACGCCGGCACGCGCGAUCCUCUCCUCCGGCCGAACCGCCGCCUCGUCUUCCGACAGUGUUGUGCUGCCGCGGACCCUAACCCUAGCGCUGGUGGCGUCCUUCGCCGGCGACCAUGUCGACGGACUCCGACACCUCCUCGCGAAAUGGCGCCGACAGGAGGAGCUUCCGUGAGAUCACCCGGGACCGUCUAUUAAUUGAAAUGCUAAGAUCAGCUAAGAAUAACUCAAGAUCAACAUGGAAGGUUCUUAUCAUGGACAAACUUACAGUCAAGAUAAUGUCAUUUUCAUGCAAGAUGGCUGAUAUCACGGAACAAGGGGUUUCAUUGGUUGAGGACCUAUACAAACGGAGGCAACCGUUGCCAUCAAUGGAUGCAAUUUAUUUCAUGCAACCAACCAAAGAAAAUGUUCGCAUUUUUAUGUCGGACAUGUCAGGGAAACAUCCAUUGUACAAGAAAGCCUAUGUAUUUUUCAGUUCUCCCGUGCAGAAAGAAUUAGUGUCUCAAAUAAGAAAAGAUUCAAGUCUUAUAACACGUGUUGGUGCACUUAGUGAGAUGAAUUUGGAAUACUUUGCUAUUGAUAGCCAGGGCUUCAUAACCGACCAUGACAAGGCUAUAGAAGAGCUGUUCACUGAAAAUGCAGAAGGUUCAAUGAAGUACAAUUCAUGCAUUAACAUGAUGGGCACUCGAAUUGCUACCGUAUUUGCGUCAAUGAGGGAGUUUCCUCGUGUUCACUAUCGUGUUGCUAGGACAAUUGAUGCUUCUACUUUGACAACUCUACGAGAUUUAGUCCCCACAAAGCUUGCGGCCUCUGUGUGGAAUUGCUUGGCGAGAUAUAAAUCAACCAUACCUGAAUUCCCUCAGACAGAGACAUGUGAAUUACUUAUUGCAGACCGCUCGAUGGAUCAGAUUGCACCUAUCAUUCACGAAUGGACUUAUGAUGCAAUGUGUCAUGAUCUGCUGUGCAUGGAUGGUAACAAAUAUGUACAAGAGGUGCCAAGUAAGACCGGUUCAGGUACUGAGAAAAAGGAGGUGUUGUUGGAAGAUCAUGAUCCGAUAUGGCUUGAGCUUCGGCAUUUACAUAUAGCGGAUGCUAAUUUAAGAUUGCAUGAGAAGAUGACCAAUUUUAUAUCAAAAAACAAAGCAGCACAACUAUACAAAGCAAAGUUUGGUCAACAAACAAGAACUGGCGGAGAGUUAUCAACAAAAGAACUACAAAAAAUGGUCCAAGCUCUUCCACAGUACAGUGAUCAAAUUGACAAGCUUUCUCUCCAUGUUGAGAUUGCAGACAAGCUCAGUGACAUGAUCAAACAACAGCAUUUGAAAGAUGUCGGGCAGCUCGAGCAAGACCUUGUGUUUGGUGAAGCUGGGACAAAAGAACUAAUCAAUUUCUUUAGGACACGUCUGGAUACAAGUCGUGAAAACAAGCUGCGUUUGCUAAUGAUUUAUGCUGCAAUUAACCCAGAGAAGAUACAAGGUGACAAGGGAGCAAAGCUGAUGCAGCUGGCUGGAUUAUCAGCGGAUGACAUGAUUGCAGUGAAUAAUAUGCAUUGCCUAUGUGCGCAUGAUACUAAAAAGUCUUCAACUGGUGGCUUUACUAUGAAAUUUGAUUUACAUAAGAAAAAGCGUGGUAUCAGAAAAGAACGAGUAGGGGAAGAAUCAACAUGGUUGCUGUCCCGGUUUUAUCCCAUCCUUGAGGAGUUGAUCGAGAAACUUAGUAAAGGCGAGCUUCCAAAAGAUGAGUAUCACUGUAUGAGUGACCCUAGUUCUAGUUUCCGUGGAAUCCCAAGCAGCAUGUCGGCCCGAGCAAGUCCAGCUCAUCCGCCAGCUCAAUCCAUGAGAUCUAGAUGGACAGGUGGCACAUGGGCGAGGCCUCGAAAUUCCGAUGAUGGCUAUUCAAGUGACUCUGUACUGAAGCAUGCAUCAAGCGAUAUGAGAAAGUUGGGUCGGCGCUUGUUUAUCUUUGUAGUUGGGGGUGCUACUCGGUCUGAGUUACGCGCUGCUCACAAGCUGUCUUCCAAACUGAAUAGAGAAAUUAUCCUUGGCUCUUCUAGUCUUGAUGAUCCACCCCAAUUCAUCACGAAACUAAAGAUGCUAUCUACUGAGGAGUUGACACUGGACGAUCUGCAUAUAUAACAACUGGAAUGGAGCAUCCACUGUAAUUAUCUACUGAUUUCUCAGUGCUCUAGAUUUACUUGUUGAACAUCAUACAAACCACAGGCUAGAGGAGCAUGCUGUUUACUUGGUAGGGCAGCCCUCCAUUAACUCAUAAUCCAGUGUACAUCUGUGUUGCUAGCAGCUUUAGGGUGUGUGGUACAUUUAUUGGAUCUGUAAAUGAGUUGAGAUGUUCAGUAUUCUUUUCUGGGGGAAAAGAUAUGUGAUAUUCAUGAUUGAAGUUUGGCGGCUGGCACUGAGAAUGUUACGAGGGGAAUCUUCUUCUUUUUUCAAUCCUGAGUUUGUUCUUUA
Messenger RNA from Brachypodium distachyon (stiff brome), 2632 nucleotides. Its product is annotated as probable protein transport Sec1a. Gene Ontology annotation, biological process: vesicle-mediated transport; intracellular protein transport. Gene Ontology annotation, molecular function: syntaxin binding. The transcript is spliced from 21 exons. Lineage: Eukaryota; Viridiplantae; Streptophyta; Magnoliopsida; Poales; Poaceae. Gene Ontology annotation, cellular component: plasma membrane; secretory granule. The coding region runs from base 284 to 2302 and encodes 672 amino acids. The record is from RefSeq and is a predicted model, not a curated record.